CUCCAGAGACGGAUACGGGUGACGGGAGAGGCAGAGGGCCCAGAGGACGAGUUCAGAGCAGAAGUGCGGGGGAGAUCAGACGGGCGUGUGGCGAGCACAGGAUCGGGCGUCGAUAUAGCGAAAAGUGUUCGGUGGAAGUUGUUCAGGCUUGGUCCAUAGUGAAAUUGAUUGCGAGCGGAGCCCUGAGCUGAGGUGCCCAGAGGAAGGAUUGCCUGGUUGUAAACUCUGGCCAUCGGCGAGUUGUGGAGGGAAUCAGCUUGUUCGUCGAAGCAUUGUGAUUGUGUUUGAGCUGAGUAUGAGAAGAUGACGCCCGGGUUGAUCAAUGCCAAUCCAGUUGUGCAUGAGACGAAAGCGCGUUCUGUCAGACAGGAGAGCACUGAUGAGACUAGUGUCGAUGAGUUUGAUGCGCUCGAGAUUUUCGAGCAUGUAAGAGACAUCACGGAUCCAGAGCAUCCGUACUCCUUGGAACAGCUUAAUGUGGUCUCGGAGGACGCGAUCGAUGUCGAUGACAAGUCCAGCCAUGUUACGGUUACGUUUACCCCCACUGUACAGCACUGCAGUAUGGCCACAGUAAUUGGGCUUUGUAUCAGAGUCAAGCUCAUGAGAUGUCUUCCGCCUCGUUUCAAAGUUGACAUCAGGGUCGCUCCUGGCUCCCAUGCCUCUGAAGCAGCAGGUGGUAGGGGGAGCCUCGUAUGAUACUCUUGUCAUACAAGGAUCAAAAGAGAUUACUUGGGUUCGUCCAGGUAGCGGCAAUCGUUUUUUUAAUCAGAUUUUUCAACAUGAUGUACAUACUUCAGUCAAAAAAAUCCCUCCGACUUAAAAGUGAACAAGCAGCUAAAUGACAAAGAAAGAGUGGCUGCAGCCCUAGAAAAUCCUCAUCUCGUGGAAAUGGUCGAAAGAUGUCUACAGGAAAGGGAAGGCUAGAUGUAGAAUACGUAAAAUUUCAAUUACUGUAGUCAGCUUAGUUAUAGGAUACAGCGUUUUGUUAUCAAGGUAUUAUAAGAAAAUCCAACUGAUUAUAAAAGCGCAAGACCUCUGACCUCUUUCAGUUCUUGACUUGAUUGCAAUAUCUUGUCAAACUGAUCAGUCAUUAUGCCGUUGACUUAGCAAGUUCGGUUCAAGGCAUGAGGUAGGAUGUACUGAGGAGCUUGCUGAACACACGUAUGCUCUGGGCGUGUAUGCCUUCCUUAGGUUUUCUUUUACAUGCUGUCCAUCUUACGAUCUUCGAUGAAGACAUCAAGUUUCUUGUUGACAGCAAUGUUACAGUUUCCUGAGUUUCCUGGCAAUUAGUAAUCGACAUUGGUCAUGUUUGGCUAUUUAGCAACAGGAGUCGUACAGGUCGAACAAAUGUACUUUAGAAGCUACGAAGCGGGUGUGUGGGGACUCGCGCUAUCUGUAUAAGAGAUCUAUCUCAUGUAAUUGAGUAUACAAGCACAGAAUCAAGAUCUUACGGAUGAAAGAGUC
Marchantia polymorpha subsp. ruderalis is the source of this 1464-nucleotide messenger RNA. Lineage: Eukaryota; Viridiplantae; Streptophyta; Marchantiopsida; Marchantiales; Marchantiaceae. The record is from the annotation of a GenBank genome assembly.